AUGCUUGCAGCUCUGGUGUUCCUGUUCCAAACGGCGUUGAUGCUGAUCGUCGGCUUGCUGCAGUUGAUGUGUCUGGGCAAGAUCUUGUUAUUUCCCGAGUAUGUCGACCGCCAAUGGGCACCAACGUUGGUGGUGCUGAUCAUAGUGUGCCAAUUCUUACUCUUCCCUACCACCCUCGUCCUCAACAUCAGCUGUUUUCGCCUUGACCCGGCCAAGGAUUACUCGUUCUUAUUGGUUUAUCAGAGGUUCAUCUGUGAAACCAGGCUUCUCAUGUAUGCGUCCUACACAGUCGUUUGCUGCGGAAUAUGCUCGCUGAUCAAUCUGGGAAUCCUGAAUUCAGGAUUCAGACUUUUUGCAACGUGGAAACGGGACCCGAGUCUACAGUACGUCUCGAAACCAUACCUCGUCUACCUACCCUUGGUCCUCGGGCUGCCAUCUUGCUAUUUCGGCUUGGUGUUGUCGACUUCUAGUCUGAACUUCCCUACUGAGCGCUUCGGCGGCAUCACCCGUGCAACCAUCGCCUACGUUUCUGUUGGAGCAAUAAUCUACGCAACAGUCUCGGUCCUGGGAGCGAUCCUUCUUGUGCUGCGAAAAGAACCGCGCAACGGGCUGUGCAAAUACCUCUUUCGCGCCGCCUUCUUCACGCUACUUUGGGUGGUGAACGUUUCCGCAUAUGUGUUCGUGUACCACGUGACCAACUGGGUGUCGCCGGCCUAUUGGCGCUACGUCCCUCUAUUUUAUUUGAUCAUCGAUGUGGUGGCGACAAUCUGCCCGCUGGCCAUCUAUUUCCUCGCCAAACCGUUUUGCCGGCAAUCUUAUCGUAUUUAUAAAGAAACCGCCAGAAUGAGGGUGAUGUUUGGAAUGCCCGAAUACAAUACCCCAGCCGACUCACUCUCCCUAACGAACCCAUUCAAGAAAGUGCUCUAUCUACCGACUUCUGGGGAGGAAGCCGUAGAGCUUGUCUUCAUUUUGCAAACGAUAUUGAUGCUGGUCGUCGCCGCCCUACAAUUGAUUUGUGUCGGAAAGAUACUUUUGAUUCCUGAAUAUGUCGAUCACCAAUGGGCGCCGACACUGGUUUUUGUGAUUAUUGCGUGUCAGGCAAUGUUGCUACCUACUACACUAUUUCUAAACAUCAGCUGUUUUCGCUUUGAUGAGACAAGCGCUUUCCCAGUUUUAUUGCGAUACCAGACCUGGGUAUGCGAGACACGGCUACUUAUGUUCACCGCCUACGCAUUUGUCUGUUUUGGCAUAUGCUCGCUGUUAAACCUGAGCAUUCAAAAUUCGAUACUCAAGGUUAUUGCAAUGUGGAAGCGUAAGCCUUGUUUACAGUACGUGUCACAUCCAUACCUCGUCUACCUCAUCACCACUAUCCUAUUGCCGAUUUCUUAUUUUGUAAUUGUGUUGAGCAUCUCAAAGCCGCUCUAUCCUAAGGAGGUCUUUGUCUACAACGUGGCCGACUGGGUCUCGCCGGCAUAUUGGCGUUACGUACCGCUAUUUUACCUGGUCGUCCAAGUCGUGGCCGCAAUAGUACUCCGUACACUUACGGAUUCCACUUAUAUCCACCCGCAAGCCGCCCAUAUCAUGGUCAUUUGCACAUCGGCGUGCGCCCUGAUGCUCAUCCCAACGACGUUGAUCCUCAACAUUUGCGCAUAUCAAUUUGGACCCGGAGAUCUUGGUUUACUACUGAAAUUUCAGGAGCUCAUCCACGAUAACCGAGGCCUCCGUAUCUAUGCCCUAGCUACCGUAACCCUUGGUCUGUCGGCCAUUAAUUGUCAUGCGCGCUUCUACCCAUUGCUACACUCAUACUUCCAGCACCUCAAAAACCCAUACCGUGCCCACAUUGCCGUAUCGUUUGGUAUUCCAUUUCUAUACCUAUUUGCCGUUACGCAACAAAUUCCGGAGGACGAGGAAAUAUUCCUGAGCUAUCGCUACUUGCUUGGAAAGUCCCUGCUUUUCUUGAAUGCCUGUAUAGUCGUCUAUACAGUUUUGAGCAUCAUUGGAGCCACCAUGAUCGUGGGCCAAAAACAGCCGAAAAGCGAAGUCGUCACCUAUUUUCUGCGGUUUUUCGGGGUGACCAGUCUUUUUGGGAUCAGUAUCAUGGCUUAUUACUUCGCCUACGGUAUGCUAGACCAGUGGUGGCCGGGUGGAUAUUCGAGAUGGGCGCCACUCUUCUGCCUCUACGUCGACGCCUGGACCGCUACAGUACCCGGAUUCGUAUUCCUCCUCGUCAAACCCCUCGGCCGCCUCAACACACAGCCAACUCCUACUAAUUCGGCCAACAAUUCCCAGGCGAGAACGAGCACCUCAAGUGUUAGUAAUAAAGUG
Messenger RNA from Mesorhabditis spiculigera, 2325 nucleotides. Lineage: Eukaryota; Metazoa; Nematoda; Chromadorea; Rhabditida; Rhabditidae. The record is from the annotation of a GenBank genome assembly.